Messenger RNA from Prunus armeniaca (apricot), 324 nucleotides. The record is from the annotation of a GenBank genome assembly. NCBI's taxonomy places the organism in Eukaryota, Viridiplantae, Streptophyta, Magnoliopsida, Rosales, Rosaceae.
AUGGCACACGGAGUAUGUGAGCUACUCAGGAUAAGGAAUUUGUUGGGGGAAUUGGGGUUCAAACCUAAACAUGUCAUGCAACUGAAUUGUGACAACAAAGUUGCAAUAAACAUUGCACAUAAUCUAGUGCAACAUGAAAGAACCAAGCAUGUUGAAGUUGACAGACAUUUCAUCAAGGAGAAGCUCAAGGCGAAGAUCAUUAAGGUAUCAUUUGUUAAAUCCAAAGAUCAACUUGCAGAUAUCCUCACCAAAGCAGUCACAAGCAGGGUAUUUCACAACUCACGUAGCAAGUUGGGCAUUGACGACAUAUAUGCUCCAACUUGA